CAUAUCAAAGCUGCGCCGGCGCACGACCGCGCUCACACAGCCAAUAGCGAACCGCCUCUGAAACAAACCGCACGCCGACAACCAAAAAUAUUUAAAAAUAAUAGAUAUUCUAAAUUUAAAAAUGAAGAAAGUACUAGUGCUGUGCGUAGCCCUUUUUGGAACCGUUCUCGCUCAGGAGUUCGAUUGCCCAGACAAAUCUGGAUUCUACCCGGAUCCGUACCAAUGUGACCUUUACUACAAAUGCUCUAAAGGUAAAUCAGAGACGAAGCUGUGUCCGGACGGGCUGGUGUUCGCCGAUGAGAACCCCAACAAGGAGCGCUGCGACAUCCCCUCCAACGUCGACUGUGGGGACAGGAAGGAACUGCAGGAGCCCAAGCCAACUAAAGACUGCCCGAGGCAGAAUGGAUACUUCAGGCACCCUGACCCUCAGGCCUGUGACAAGUUCUACUUCUGCUCGGACGGUAUCCCCAACGAGAUGCCGUGCCCCCCCGGCCUGUACUUCGACGAGGAGACCUCCAACUGUGACUGGAAGGACGUGGUCAACCGCAAGUGUGACGCCAUCACUAAAGACGUCCUCGACGACGGGUUCUCCUGCCCCGACGGCGAGGUAAUGGGGCCCAACGGCCGCGCCCUGCCCCACCCCACCUUCCCUCACCCCGAGGACUGCCAGAAGUUCUACAUCUGCCGCAACGGCCUCCAGCCGCAGAAGGGUCAAUGCCCCAGCGGCAAGGUCUACAAUGAGGACACGUUUAUGUGUGAUGAGCCAGAGAAGGUUCCCGGAUGUGAAAACUACUUCGAAGGCCAGCCUCUUGACAAGAGCAAAGUUCCGAAGAAGGCGUAAUUUAUCUCUGUGUCAUAUUUAUUAAGCUAUUUUAAUUAAAUAUUGUAGAAUAACUUAA
Plutella xylostella (diamondback moth) is the source of this 899-nucleotide messenger RNA. RefSeq names its product protein obstructor-E. Lineage: Eukaryota; Metazoa; Arthropoda; Insecta; Lepidoptera; Plutellidae. Gene Ontology annotation, molecular function: chitin binding. The record is from RefSeq and is a predicted model, not a curated record. Gene Ontology annotation, cellular component: extracellular region.